Messenger RNA from Calliphora vicina (urban bluebottle blowfly), 2226 nucleotides. It is a transcript of the gene prg, whose product is annotated as piragua. Bases 100 to 2091 code for a protein of 663 amino acids. The record is from RefSeq and is a predicted model, not a curated record. Gene Ontology annotation, cellular component: nucleus. The transcript is spliced from 2 exons. Gene Ontology annotation, molecular function: zinc ion binding; RNA polymerase II cis-regulatory region sequence-specific DNA binding; DNA-binding transcription factor activity, RNA polymerase II-specific. Gene Ontology annotation, biological process: regulation of DNA-templated transcription. Lineage: Eukaryota; Metazoa; Arthropoda; Insecta; Diptera; Calliphoridae.
AAUAUGCCAAACACAUUUCACAGAAUUUAUAAAAGAAAAAUAUUGGAAUUUAUGAAAGUAAAUUCAACAUUUAAACGUAAUUAUAUUUUAAAAUAAAAUAUGGUGGAUUUAGAUAGUGUGGAGACUACAAAGCCCCCACCAAAUUUAGCAGAACAAACAUCACAGGAAUUAUCUAACAAGGAGACAAAACAACAAUUGUGUCGUCUUUGUUUACAGCAAGAAAAUGAAGCUGACGCCGAUAAGAUUGUGGACAUUUAUGAAGAACCAGGUGUCGAUGAAAAGGGUGAUAAAAUUAAGGCUGUGGAAGAGCUUCUAUAUGAAUUGUUUAAUAUAAAGUAUGACAAAUCAUGCACAAAUCUGCCACACAUUAUUUGUCAUCGAUGCUGGGAUAUGGUGCAGGCUUUUAAUAGCUUCCGCAGUUUAGUUCAACAGUGCGAGGAACUGUUGCAAAAACGUUUGAAGCUGUUACAAACAAAUGCAUUUUUGUUAGAAAAUGAAGAAAGAAGACCUGGCUUAAAUGGUAAUCCUGGAGUGUUUGUGCCCGAUGAUGAUUGUGAAAUUGAAGAGGUCAAUCCAGAACAAGAUUUUGAAAGUUCUGAGGAUGACUUUUCUAUGGAAUCGGAUUCAGAACCCGAAGAUGUGGUUUUGCCGGUAAAAGCAAAUGAACCGAAUUUACCCCCAACAAAUGUUAACACAAAAGUUACAAAGGGCGCGGCGAAGAAGAAAUCUGCAGUUGUUAAUGCAACAGCAGCUGAGCCAAUGGUUAAUAAUGAUUUAAAUGUUCCCAAAGAAAUGCCGCCCGCCAACAUGCUAAUGGAGCAUAUGAAUUUGGAGUUUUCCAUUAAGAACACCUACUCCUGUCAAUACUGCGAUAUGUCAUUUACCACACAAAACGAUUGUACAGAUCAUGAAUCACGUCAUGACCCUAAAGCGCCAUUCCUGUGUAAUUUCUGUCCCAUGCGUUGCACCAGUCGCCAAGCCUUGAUUGGUCACAUUAAGGAGAUCCAUGAUCCCGAACGGCCGUAUGUCUGUGCCAUAUGCAACAAGGGUUUCUGUAGACGUUCUGAUCUUAAGAAACACUCUAUAGUCCACACAGGUGUUAGGCCAUUUGCCUGUCCCAUUUGUGCGAAAAGUUUCUCACGCAACACGAAUCUUACCAAACACAUGCGUAUACACAGCAGUAUUAAGCCUUAUGUCUGUAAACAGUGUCCGCGAUCAUUUUCCACUGCCACGGAACUUUUGCGACAUGGACGCACUCAUUCCGAAACUAGAACUUUCAAAUGUUCUAGAUGUACGGCAACAUUUGCGCGAAAGGAUAAGUUACAAAUGCAUGAACAGGCUCAUUAUCGCAAAGAAUCCGAAUUUCUACUAAAUCAAGCUAAACAACCGGGGCAACAAAAUUUGGCUGUAUUGCCACAGUCGGUGGAAAAUAUGGAAAAUAUGGUAUUGCCCAUUAAUCCAUACGCCAAUGCAGAUAUUAAUCAAGCCAGAACAACGGAAGAUAUACAGCGAUCAUUGUUUGCCGCUAAUCAGUUUCCACAAACUAAACCAGCAUUUCAGAAUAAUAAAAAAUCCUCUCAUGGUCGUAUACAUACCUGUGACAUAUGCAGCAAAUCUUUUACCCGACAACGUGAUCUCCAACGCCAUCAGGCUUUGCAUUUAGAUACGCUCUUCACAUGCAAACAAUGUGGUGUUGGCUUCAGUCGUCGAGAGAAGCUGGCCCGUCACGAACUGGAGCAUCAUGGUCCCCAGUACCCUUGCGAAAUAUGUCGCAUAACAUUCCACAAACGCGAAGAAUUGGAAAUGCAUUUGAAAAUGCAUGAACUACAACAAAAUGCCGCAUUGUCUGCCCAUCAAGCAGUGCUAAAUGCUGCUGGCGUACCACUUUCGCCCUUGGAAUUAACACAAAUCCAUCAUCAUACGGUGUCACAAUCAUUGCAGCAACCACAACCUCCUCCACUACCGCCAGUGGUUCCGCUGGCUCCUCAACGUCCAUCGGCUUCUGACAUCUCCUUCUACAGCAACAUGGUGCCAACCAUGAAUUUAGGGUUUUACAGUGAAACACGGCCCGAAGAUCGUAAUGGGAUUUAGGUUGUUGGCAGUGUUAAUUUUUAAAAUAUGGCUUGGAGUUUAUAUUAUUAUUAUCAUCUUAAUUAUUUUACUUUGUACUAAUUCUUUUAAUUUUAAUAAAUUUGUCAUAUAUUUAUUGAUAUUAAACAUACUAAA